AAGGAAGUCAAGGGGCCACCAUUUUCUUUCACUUCACGACUUCGCCUUAGCCGGUUAAAUUCGGGCACAUGUGCUUUGUUAACAUUUUUUAAGAUAAGUCACUUAUCAAACGAACUAAAAUCUCAUCAAAAGAACCGGUAGGAAUACCAUAAAAUACACAGAAUGAACACCGAAAAGCUUAAAAAACUACAAUCACAAGUCAGAAUCGGAGGAAAAGGCACGCCGAGGCGCAAGAAGAAGGUCGUGCACUCCACACAAGCGACGGACGACAAAAAAUUACAAUCCUCCCUGAAGAAACUAUCGGUCAACACCAUACCCGGCAUCGAAGAGGUAAACAUGAUCAAAGAGGACGGCACCGUCAUACAUUUCAACAAUCCCAAAACCCAGGCCUCCCUAGCUGCUAACACAUUCGCCAUCACGGGCCACGGCGAAAACAAACAGAUUACCGAUAUGUUACCGGGCAUUUUGAGCCAAUUGGGCCCCGAAGGCAUCACCCAGUUGAAGAGACUGGCCAGCACUGUAGCUAACGCAGGCGUGGGUAAGAUUGUGCCGGAAGACGAAGAAGACGUGCCGGAUCUGGUGGAAAACUUUGACGAGGCCUCGAAGGCGGAAGUGGCGAAAAAGAGCGAAGAGAAGCCGAAAGAGAAUUAAAAAAGGAACGCGGCCUCAGAUCGUCGGGAGGAUGUUUUUGAAGUUUUCGAUUUCGUUGGACUCGAUUUUUAAGUUUUUGAGCGCAUCAUUUUCCUUUUUUUUUUUUUUCUUCUCCCCGAUAUUUAUAUGUUGAGUAAUUAAAAUUAACCCGACUCAUAAUUUUUUGUUGAUGUUUUGGGCAUAUGUAUAGAAUAUUUCAUAGGAAAUAU
Molecule: messenger RNA, 860 nt
Organism: Phyllotreta striolata
Lineage: Eukaryota; Metazoa; Arthropoda; Insecta; Coleoptera; Chrysomelidae
Source: the annotation of a GenBank genome assembly